AUGAACAGCUCUCUUGCUGAACCUCUCCAUUAUGCGGGGGGCUACCAACCCCAUGACUCCAAGGAAUGGAAGGUGAUCAUUCCCGCUUUCUUGGGGAUGAUUUGCCUGGCAGGCUUUGCCGGGAAUGUGUGUGUAAUUGGAAUCUUAAUGUACAAUACAAAGAAAGGGAAGCCUUCGAUGAUUCAUUCUUUGAUCUUCAACCUCAGCCUGGCAGAUCUGCUCCUCGUUCUUUUUGUCCUGCCCUUCAGGGCAGCGGCUUAUUCUCAAGGAGUCUGGUACUUGGGUUGGUUUCUUUGCAAAGCUUCUGACUGGUUCCAACAAGCUUGCAUGACAGUGAAGAGUCUAACUAUUGCUGUGGUGGCCAAGACAUGCUUCAUGUAUGCAAAUAAUCCAGCGAAACAAGUGAAUAUUAAAUGGCACGCCAUCUGUGCAGUGCUGAUGGUUAUUUGGCUGGUCGCCUUGGGAAUCCCACUACCUUUGUGGUUCUUCAGCAGCCUUUGGGAGCCAGAGAUAGGCUCAUCUUCGUGCAUUGUUAUUAUUCCAGCCCAAGCUCAUGAGUUUAUGUCAGCCUUUGUCAAAUUUUACCCCUUCCUGGUGUUUUGUGCCCCUCUCACCUUUGCUUUCUUUUAUUUCUGGAGGGCGUAUGGUAGAUGCCAGAGGAGGGGGACCAAGACUCAAAACCUAAGGAAUCAGAUUCGAUCCAGGUGUUUGACAAUGAUGCUUCUGAGCGUUACCGUUACUUCUGCUGUGAUGUGGUUUCCUGAUUGGAUAUCUUGGUUCUGGCUCUGGCACCAGAAGAAGAAUAGACCUGCUCUCCCACAAGGUUUCAUGGCCACUACCCAGGUUUUGAUGUUUGCCAUCUCUUCAGCAAAUCCUGUUAUCUUUGUACUCAUGUCUGAAGAAUUCAGAGAGGGUUUUAAAGGUCUAUGGAAAUGGUUUACACUGAAAAAGCCUCUACCUCCUACAGAAGAUCUGGAGGAAACAGCAGUUGAUAACUUGGAGGGAAUCCCGAGCAAUGCUCCUUCACCAGAGGCAAUGACUCCUAAUCAAGAGGAAGAGCCCCCCUCUGUCCCUGCUACCUCAGAAGACUUGGAGAUGCCCAUUUUGCCAGAUGUUGAGCAAUUCUGGCAUGACAGGGAAGCUCUUCCUGAUGCUCAAGAGAAUGAUCCUGUUCCUUGGGAACAUGAUGGACGAGAGAUACCAGGCUGUGAUCAACAAAAGUGCAAUUAG
Ahaetulla prasina is the source of this 1230-nucleotide messenger RNA. It is a transcript of the gene GPR151, whose product is annotated as G protein-coupled receptor 151. Gene Ontology annotation, molecular function: G protein-coupled receptor activity. The transcript has a single exon. The coding region runs from base 1 to 1230 and encodes 409 amino acids. The record is from RefSeq and is a predicted model, not a curated record. NCBI's taxonomy places the organism in Eukaryota, Metazoa, Chordata, Lepidosauria, Squamata, Colubridae. Gene Ontology annotation, biological process: G protein-coupled receptor signaling pathway. Gene Ontology annotation, cellular component: membrane.